AUGCCUCGAAAGCUGAGGGCUGCUGCUCAAGCAGCAGCGAAGUCCAUGAGAGAUGCGCCUCAGCAUCCUGAUGCCUCUGAUGAUGAGAUGAUAGAUGCUCCUCCAUCAGAACCAUCAUCGCCUGUCCCAGAUUACAAUGAUUCCCCUGAGAACGACCCCGAUGUACAAAUUGAUGCCGAAAGCGAUGCUGAACCCGAAGCCGGGUCCGUUGAGCCCGCGGAGCCUGAGGCUGAGCCUGCACCUGAACCUGAAGCCGGGGCUGAGGCUGAGGCCGAAACUCCUGCUGAAUCCAAGGGUGAUGAAGGAGCGAGUGUAGCGACACCUGCUGCUGAAGACACGACUCAGAUUGCCGGCGCAGAGGAUACCCCAACUUUCACUGGUGGCCGUCAAUCUGCCAUUCCCCGCAAACGUCGCAUUGGUCGCCCACCCAAGAACCGUCCUCCAGACUGGGAUGCGCCAGACGGUCCAGACACCCCUCUUCGAGUCACCACUCCCGUCAAGCGUCGCAGAGGUCGCCCUGCUGCCAGCGGUGGACGAUGGGCGCGAAACAGGGGUCCAUCUCACCUGACCCAGGUCCCAGUCGACAAGGAGGGAAACAUGAUGGAUGUGAUCAACGAUGAAGUGGCUGUUCCUCCGGACCCCAAGGGUGCUACCAAGGUUGAUGACAAUGGACAUCUUCAGGGUGGACGCGAGUACCGAGUUCGCACUUUCACCAUUCUUAACCGCGAUGACCGCCUGUACAUGCUGUCGACUGAACCGGCACGAUGCAUUGGUUUCCGUGACUCGUAUCUCUUCUUCCAAAAACACAAAAUGCUCUACAAGAUAAUCAUCGAUGACGACGCUAAGCGCGACUUGAUUGAACGCGACCUUAUCCCGCAUUCUUAUAAAGGUAGAGCCAUUGGUGUGGUCACUGCGCGCUCAGUGUUCCGCGAAUUUGGCUCCAAGAUUGUUGUUGGCGGUAAGAAGGUUCUUGAUGACUACUACGAGGAUGCUGCUCGUGAACGUGGCGAUGUGGAGGGUGAGCUGGCUGUCCCUGACGACAAGCUGCCUGGCCCUGGAGAGUCCUACAAUCGCAACCAGUAUGUCGCUUGGCAUGGUGCCAGUAGUGUAUAUCACACUGGUGCGCCGUCCGUACCUCUGGCGGGAGGUAAACCGGUGGAUUCCAAGAAGCGUCGGGUCCCCAUCACGGAUGAUAACUGGAUGCUCGAGCACGCCCGUGCAGCAAGCACAUUCAAUUCCAAGCUUGCCGAAAUGCGCCGUAGCACCAUGGGAGGCGUGUAUGAUGUUCACACAAACAACAUGCAAUACCCCCAGAUCACCCAGCCCACUCAUGUUCGAUACGAACGCGUACCGCCAUCGAAGGCGCUUUCCGCAGCAGAGCUGAUGUCCGACCUGUCCACGCUAAGUAUCGGAGGCAAUAGGCAACCCAGCAAUCGCCCACAAACUGCUACCGAAGAACCAUCCUCAACCUCUCCCAAACCCACUUCGACCUCCGGCGCAGAGCAGGAGUCCACCGAACAGAAACCCUCAGUCCUCUUCCCCCGCGUCUGCAAGUCCAUCUCCGACCACUACGUCAUUCAGGACAUCUCGUAUGAAACACCUCCCUACUCCAACAUGGGUAUCCCAGGCCCGGACGGAGAUAUGCACACCCUGAGCCCGAACGGUGUGACCACUAUGGCUGGCUCACUGCACCCUGAGUUCAUGAGUCCUGAGAUCAUCGCCAUGCUCCCCGAGGAAUGCAAAGUGGGACUUAUGGACCAUGCAGCUCGCGAGCAAGAGUGGAAGUCUAGAUGGUCGACCGAAGCUGACAAUGGGGCGCGAGCCACGCCAACUAAGAGCUACGCAUGGUAUCCCUAG
Molecule: messenger RNA, 1857 nt
Organism: Penicillium longicatenatum
Lineage: Eukaryota; Fungi; Ascomycota; Eurotiomycetes; Eurotiales; Aspergillaceae
Product: chromatin structure-remodeling complex subunit RSC7
Exons: 3
Coding region: 1-1857 (618 amino acids)
Cellular component (GO): nucleus
Molecular function (GO): chromatin DNA binding
Source: RefSeq, a predicted model, not a curated record